Messenger RNA from Rotaria sp. Silwood1, 1281 nucleotides. The record is from the annotation of a GenBank genome assembly. NCBI's taxonomy places the organism in Eukaryota, Metazoa, Rotifera, Eurotatoria, Philodinida, Philodinidae.
AUGGCAACCUCACAACCAUAUAAUAAUAACAUAUCGUUUGACAAAAAUACAACAAAAGAAACAGAUCAGGAUAAAAUUAAUCAAAUAUUUACUGAAUUCGGUCUUGAUCCACGUGAUUAUAUUUUUCAAUCAUCACAAGAUUUAAUAUCUGAGCAACCUGAACUUUUAUCUAAAUCAGAUUCACAAACAUUAUUUACAUCAGAACGACCACUUUCAUACGUUCAACAAUUUCCUCCUCCUCCACCACCACCAAUAAUUAAUCGUCAACUAUCUCAAUUACAAUCAUCAAACGAUAUGACUCAAAAUAGAUCUUCGGCACGACGAACACCACCACCACCUCCAUCUCCUGCAUUUCCUUCAUUUAAUACUCCUAUAGAUGAUCCAAAUUUAAAUGCUGAAUAUUAUUUAAAUAAAAUUAAUGUAAUUGAUAAUCCACCUGUUAAAGUACUUAAACCAAAUACAGAAAAUGUUGUCUACAAAAAAGAAAUUCGUAUUCGUUAUUUACAACCACCUACACCACCACCACCAGCACCAAUUAUUAUUCGAGAAAAACAAUUACCUUCAAAACCACCAGAAUCACCACUUUUUAUACGUGAAAGAAAACCAGAACCAAUUACACCACCACCAUUAACUAUUCGUGAACGACCACCAACUCCACCACCACCAUUGGAAGCUUGUAUUAUUGAUAAACCUUUACCACCACCUCCACCACCACCCCGUCAAGUGAUUAUUGAACGUUUACCAACUCCACCACCUAAACCUCGUACAGUUAUAUUUGAAAAAUGGUUACCAUAUAAAAAAGUUAAACGUCCUAUUCUAUUAGAAAAAGCUCCACCAUUACCACCAAUUAAACCAACACGUAAUGUUAUUAUUGAAUAUGAACCAUUAAAAGCUUAUACAGUACGACGUGUAAUUGAAGAAGGUGUUUUUCGUGUUGAUCCAAAUCAAUAUUUAAAUUAUUUUUCACAAGAACGAGAUGGAAAUGUACGUAUUGUUGAUCGUAUUGAUGAUUUACCACCACCUAGUGAAGAAUUAAUGCGUGUAAUAAAAAAUUAUAAUCAACAAAAUUCAUCUGAUUAUAAUACAAAUGUAUUACCACAUCUUGAUCCAUUGAUGAAUGUAUCAAAUUUAUCGAAUACAACAAGUCAUCGACAAGAACGUGUUCUUACACCAAGUCGUAGAUUAUCAAAUCCUAGUCCAUCUAUUCCACCGUUUCAAAAUUUACAAACAAAAAAUUCCAAUCAUACAUCUAAUGGCAAUUCAUUACCAUUAAAAAACUGA